GGGGGAAGGGGAGGGACUGGGACCAGAGUGGAAGGCACAGACUGGACUGGACGUGUUUAGGAGGCUGGGUCUGUGGGUUGGGCUAUUAUCUGAGUGGGUAAGGGCUAAGCCCUUCUCUCUCCCCUCCGGAACUUUCUCCUCUCCAGCCCUGGAGUCAGCAACCUGAGCCAGCAGUGUCCUGCAGUUCCCCAUGGCCUGCCUGAGUCCCUCACAACUCAAGAAGUUUCAGGAGGAUGGCUUUCUGCUGUUGGAAGGAUUCUUGACAGCAGAUGAGUGUGAGGCCAUGCAACAGAGGAUUGGGGAGAUUGUGGCUGAGAUGGAUGUCCCUCUGCACUGCCGGACGGAGUUUUCCACCCAGGAAGAUGAGCAGCUUCGAACUCAGGGCAACACAGACUACUUCUUAAGCAGCGGUGACAAGGUUCGAUUCUUCUUUGAGAAAGGCGUUUUUGACAAGAAAGGAAAUUUCUUGGUCCCUCCAGAGAAAUCUAUCAACAAAAUCGGCCAUGCUUUGCAUGCUCAUGACCCUGUCUUCAGGAGCGUGACACAUUCUCCCAAGGUGCAGGCUUUGGUCAGAAGUCUGGGCCUCCAGCUGCCAGUGGUGGUGCAGAGCAUGUAUAUCUUUAAGCAACCUCACUUUGGCGGUGAAGGUGGGUCUAUUACAGUCUCCCCUCACCAAGAUGCUACCUUUCUGUACACGGAGCCCUUGGGCCGCGUGCUGGGCGUGUGGAUUGCGAUUGAAGAUGCCUUGCUGGAGAACGGCUGCCUCUGGUUCAUCCCUGGCUCCCAUACCAGUGGAGUGUCGAGAAGAAUGAUCAGAGCCCCCGAGGGCUCUGCCACUAGCUUCCUUGGGUCAGAGCCAGCCUGGGAUAACAAGCUCUUUGUGCCUCUGCCAGUGCGGAGAGGGGGUCUGGUCCUGAUCCAUGGAGAAGUGGUACAUAAGAGUGAACAGAACCUCUCCGACCGAUCACGCCAGGCCUAUACUUUCCACCUCAUGGAGGCCGCUGCUGGCACUGUCUGGAGCCCAGAGAAUUGGCUCCAGCCCACAACUGAGCUGCCCUUUCCACCACUCUACAUAUAAAGGCCCUGGCAGGACCGGGCUGGUCCCCUACAGAGAGAAGCUGUCAACACCAGGGCCUCUGGCUGCAACCCAAGGGCACAUCUUCCUGUUUGGCUUUCUGAUGGUGUCUUUGACCCUUGGUCCAGCAGACAGGGAGCCAAGAAGCAAAGUGACAGGGCAGCAGCCCAGGCUGGGUAAAGGGCUUCUUCCAAAAUGUUGUCUCACUGCCACCUUUCUGUCCUAAACCAGCCUCUGAAGUGGCCUCUCAGCAGUGAAAUGAUUCUGGUUGAGUUUCAGUUUUCUCUUGAGUGGAAAUUACUGUGUAAAGCACCGAAUAAAAAUGAUUUGAAAUACA
Messenger RNA from Peromyscus leucopus (white-footed mouse), 1412 nucleotides. It is a transcript of the gene Phyhd1, whose product is annotated as phytanoyl-CoA dioxygenase domain containing 1. The transcript is spliced from 11 exons. Bases 191 to 1078 code for a protein of 295 amino acids. The record is from RefSeq and is a predicted model, not a curated record. NCBI's taxonomy places the organism in Eukaryota, Metazoa, Chordata, Mammalia, Rodentia, Cricetidae.